AAGUCGCACACAGUUGGAAAAAAAAGAAGAUAAACUAAAAAAAAAAAGAAUACUGAAGACGAAAGGUGACGAACUCCUGAUUGUUCAAAUUGUGUUACAGAACGGUUACGGCUAUUUAGGGUGAAACAACUCGAAAUGAAGUCUGCAAUCUCUGGUACAAAAUAUAAGAGCGAUUGUGUAGUGAUUCUGCCAGAUAUCCAAUCAGACGCGAAUGGGGCUAUCGUGACAGAUUAAUACAUAUAACGGUUGAAAAGGCUUCUGCAAACUCCAGCUAUCCUAUGGUACUUGCAUCGACUUAAAUCAUUUCCGCAAUUGAAAUUUGGACUUGGAACUGACAUAAACAUAGUCACUGGGAGAGUAGCAACAGUAUUCACAUGUAUCAUGGGACAGACACUCAGCGAACCAGUUACCGCCAAAGAGUCUGCCUGUUGCAGAGACAACAAUUAUAGAGUCGGAAGCUCAUGCAUGCAAGGAUGGCGUGUCAACAUGGAAGACUGCCAUGUCCAUAUACUUUCCUUACCAGAUGAUCCUGGAACUGCCUUUUUUGCCGUAUACGAUGGCCAUGGUGGUGCAAAAGUUGCGCAAUAUGCCGCAAAGCAUUUACAUGAAUAUAUAACACGCAGAGCAGAAUACAAAGCUGGAAAUGUAGUAGAGGCAAUGCAACAGGGAUUCUUAGAAUUGGAUAGAACAAUGCAGUACGAUGCGCUGUUAAGAGAUGAACAAGCUGGCACCACUGUUAUCUCCCUCCUCAUCAAGGAUAGUGUUUUAUAUAGCGCAAAUGCAGGUGAUAGUCGAGCCGUGGCAAGUGUUGGCGGGAAAGCUGUGCCCCUUAGCAGAGACCACAAACCGUCCUUGAGGGCAGAACGAGAUCGGAUUGAAGCAGCCGGUGGAUGGGUGGAACUCAACCGAGUAAACGGAAACUUGGCCCUGUCCCGAGCUCUCGGCGAUUUUGUGUUCAAACGAAACGAACGCAAGACUGCAGAAGAGCAGAUCGUUACUGCAUAUCCGGAAGUACAGAGGCACAAUGUGACCACCGACUGGGAAUUCGUCAUUGUGGCAUGCGAUGGGAUUUGGGAUGUGAUGAGCAACGAAGAAGUUGUCGCGUUUGUAAGAAGCCGUCUGGCCCAAGAGGCAAAGAAUGGAACAGAGGACCAGGGGAGCAUGGUGGAUCCCGAAGACGUUUGCGAAGAGUUGAUGAGCCACUGCCUGGCGCCAGAUGCCCGGAUGGGCACAGGUUGCGACAACAUGACCGUCGUCCUCGUGUGUUUUUUACACGGCCAACCAUAUUCGCAUCUGAUUGCGAGGUGUCGACAGCCACCAAGUGUCGAUACUUAGCUAGUCUUUUAUGCUGCUAAAUUUUAGUUAAUUGUUGAAAUUUUUAGUUGUCCCAAUCUCUAAUCUACGAUAUUGUGUCAACAUUGUCUUUAUACUAUAUUAUUAAUUGUUAUUGUCGACGCUACUUAUUAGCGAUUUAAUCGUACAACUUGAUAGACCUAUAAAUAUUUUUAUACAUAGAAUUCAGCAUUUUUAUAUCAAUCUCAAUGUCAUCAGAUUUAUAUAAAUUUGAAAAACUCAUAACGAGUUGUUCAAUUAGAUAGUAAGUUGAAAGACAAUCAAAGCAUCGUGUGGUUAGUAGUAGAUUUUUAUUUACAUUUCCGUACAACAGUGAUUGGAAAAGUCUCAACAAUAUUUGAAAUGCCUAGUCAAAAUAAGUAUAAUUAUAAUACGUGUUAUUGAAAAUUA
Molecule: messenger RNA, 1743 nt
Organism: Athalia rosae (coleseed sawfly)
Lineage: Eukaryota; Metazoa; Arthropoda; Insecta; Hymenoptera; Athaliidae
Product: probable protein phosphatase 2C T23F11.1
Exons: 5
Coding region: 382-1335 (317 amino acids)
Biological process (GO): protein dephosphorylation
Molecular function (GO): cation binding; protein serine/threonine phosphatase activity
Source: RefSeq, a predicted model, not a curated record